CUUGUAAACAUGUCUUUCAAUAGGUUCUGCUUUGUUCUGCUCCAAUCCCGCGAAGUUUAGCAGCUUCGUGUCCGCCUCUCUCCAUUUCAUCAGAAACAAAAGUGAAAGUGUUUGUUCAGUCACACCAGAGCGGCUGGAAGCUGCACAAUGGCGGAGAGUUAUUCCUACCCUGUUCUGGUUGAGUUUGAGGAAACUAACGCAACUAGACUAAAAAAUAAAUUAAUCAAGUAUUUUCAGAGUAAGAAGUCUAAUGGAGGAGACUGUGAGGUGGAGUAUGAGUCUGGGAGCAGGACUGCGCUGCUGCGCUUCCGCAGGGAGGAAGACCAGAAAAAUGUCCUGGAAAAAAAGGCGCACCAGAUCAGUUUGGAUCAGGGAGUUUUAAAGCUGUCAGUUCGCCUUCCUUCAGAGGACAAAAAGAAGCAGGGACAUCACGCUGAUAAAGGCGGCAAAAAGUCGGACAAGGCAGAGACCAAUAAACAGUUACCUGGAAAAGAAAAAACUAUGGAUGAAGAUCAAAUCGAGGCAAAAGGCAAAGAUGAAGAUUCAGAGGACGAAGAGCCGUGUUCCACCUCGGCUGUCUUAGAGAACGUUCCAGAGACUGUAACACAAGAAUUCUUGGAAAUGCUAGUGGAGAACAUUUUGAGAGAUCUAAACUCUCCAACUGCCUCCAAGAACUACAUUUUGGAACUCAUUCCUGACAUCUCAUCUGCUGUUGUGACAUUCCAGAGUGGGAAAGAUAACAGGGAGUUUAUAGAAAUAUGUCCGCAAAAUCGGAUGUUCACAAAGAAGGGCUUUUCAAUUCGACCCCUUGAGACCACGAAGAGGGUUGUUGUUGAAGGGUUUUCAGACUGCAGUGAAGACAUUCUGCACCUCUACUUUGAGAGUAAAGGUGGAGAUGUCGAAGAUGUCAAACUGAACGAAGCUGAACAGUCUGCUGUUAUCACAUUCAAGGAAAAUCAAGCUGCAAAGAAAGUCAUGAAUGUGAAGCACACCAUAAAAAAGCAGGGGGUCAAAGUCUAUCCAUAUUACAAAUCUUUGGGUGUUGCACUGUAUGGGAAAGAUAAGCCAUCACCAAAACUCCCUGCUUCCAUAUCUCAACCCACUGACACUGCUAUCCUGGGAUACCUUGCUGAAAACAAAACUGCUCUGGAGACCGUUCGUCGUGACUUGGAAAAACACUUCUGCAUCAUUACCCUGGAGAAGUCUGCUGUCCGCCUCAGUGCCCUGCCUUUAUUACUUAAGCAAAAAGAAGCAAAAGUCAUCAUCAAAGAGUGGGCAAACACUGUUAGAUCAGCCUUCAUUCAGUCUGUCUCUAAAUUCAAAUCCAUCAAGUUUCCCCUAGAAUCUGAGGUAUGGGAAGAGUCUGUGCAGAAGAUUAAAGAGAAACUCCAGAAAGAAGACGUGGUUGUAGUUCCUGAUAAAACCAGUGGUAAUCUUUACAUGGUCGGUCUUGUAAAUGAAGUUAACACACUUGAGAAACCUGUUUCAGAAGUUCUUAGCAGGAUUGGAGAAAAGGUUAGACGGGAGAAAUUAAGCAAGACUCAAGAAAUAAAUUUGCCCCCAUCAAUCUUUCUCCUCAUUUCUCAAGAUGGUAUUCAGGAUAAACUCCUGCAAAUGUACCCAGAACUCAAAUUGUCAUAUGACCAAAAGAAGAAAGCUUUGAAAGUAACUGGCUUUGUGGAAGAGAUUAUUAAUGCAAACCAACUAAUAAACAAUGCAAUGUUUGCAUUAAAACGACAGAAUUUAGAAUUGGAUCAAUUUUUGCUUGACAUGCUGAAGGAAGAACAACAAGAGGAGGCCACAGAUGUACUUCUCACAGCCUAUGGUCUAAAAGCAGCCUUAGAGAUCAGUCCGCAAAGAGUGCAGCUUCUUGCUGUUUCUGACAAGGAUCUAAUGAGUGCUCAAGACCACCUAAGCCAAAUCCUGAAGUCUGAGUACAUCGAGGUUGAAGACAAUGACGUCUUGAAAAAGCCAGAGUGGCAGCAGCUUGUCCAUCAGCUAGAAAAAGCCAACAGUGUGUCAGGAAUGAGAACUCAGAUUAAAGUUCAUCAUCAGCAAGUGGUAGUGUCUGGUCCGAUGGACAAUGUGGACAAAGUUAGCAGUGAAAUAGAUGACUUUUUAACACAAAAUGCCCACGUUGAAGAAUUUGUUGCUGUUGAGGCAAAUGUUGUCAUUGAGUACCUUAAAGGUCAGGCACCCUGGUUAAAACAGCUAGAGGGUGGGGUGGAUGUGUCUUUUGGAAAGGAGGAGAUCAUCUUAAGUGGCUGUAGAAAUGCUGUACAGAGUUGCAUAAGCAUAGUCAAGGAUUCACUCUCCUCUGUGUACUUUGACAGCUUAAAAGUCACAAAACCAGGAGUUAAAAAAUGUUUUCAGAAAAAAGAAUCACUUUUUGCUACCUUAGUUAAAAACGAUACUGGCUGCCUGGUGCAAAUGGUUGAUGACUCUAAUGGUUCAUCAACCAAAAGCCAUAGUCAAAUGAUUUUGCAAGAUUUUGUACAAGAACAGAAACCUGUUUACAAAAUCCAGACAGGUGACGGUGUGGAAAUAGUGGUCUCCAAGGCAGACAUAUGUAGUUACUCUGUCGAUGCUGUUAUCAGUCCUUCACCUGAUGACUUGAAACACAAUGGAGGUCUUGGUUUGGCAAUCUCAAAAGCAGCAGGCCCUCAGCUGCAGGCUGAAUGUGACAAAAUAAUCAACUCAAAAGGAAAACUCAGACCUGGAGACUGUGUUGUGACUAAUGCUGGGGGACGACUUCCUUGCAAAAAAGUUAUCCAUGCCGUAGGACCAAGCUUUGACCUUAAUAAGCCAAAGAGGUCCGAGGCCCAGUUGAGAAGAACCGUUAAAGAAAUCCUGGAACUUGCUGAGAAGUGCAGCUGUGAUUCUGUGGCUCUUCCUGCCAUCAGCAGAAAUCUCGGCUUCCCCCUAAAUCUGUGCUUAAGCACCAUUGUUACAGCAGUGAAGCAGUACUGUGAUGAAAGUUAUGAUGACCUCACCUUGAAGGCGAUUCAUCUGGUGGAUAAUGAUGAUAGUGUUGUCCUUGGCAUAGAGGCCGCAGUGAAACAAGAGUUUGGAACUCAUGGAGUUAGUGUAUCACCACAGAACCCUCGCCCCAAGCUUGGUCCAAAGCCUUCCCUAGUUAAGCUAGCUCUACCUGACCCCAGCUUGUGCCGAGCACAGACUAAAGAGGGCUUGAACAUUGUUCUUAAAAAGGGAAAUAUUGAGGCUUCCAAGACGGAGGUAAUUGUGAACACAGUGGCUGAGGAUCUUGUAUUAAACAAAGGGGCAGUUUCAAACGCCAUCUUCAGUGCCGCAGGACCCAAGCUUCAGCAGCUGGUGCAUAACCAGAAAACUGGUGGAGCACCAGGUGAGAUCAUCAUUACUGACAGCUGCAAGCUAAAAAGCAAACAAGUUUUCCAUGCGAUCGCUCCAAGCUGGGACAAUGGCCAAGGAACAUCUGAAAAGAUUCUAACUGGAAUCUUUAAAGAUUGCUUGGACCUGGCAGAGAAAACACGAUUGACAUCCAUAUCUUUCCCGGCUGUUGGCACUGGAAACUUGGGUUUUCCAAAAGAUCUUGUUGCCUCCUUGAUGCUGGAUAAAAUCUUAGAGUUUAGCAGCCAGAGACAAUCAAAGCACCUUAAGAAAAUUGCAGUUGUUCUUUACCCUGGAGACGCCGAGACUAUUAAGGUAUUCACCGAUGUCUUUAAGAAGAAGUUCCCUACUGCCACAGCUUCUGCAUCCUCAGCCCAGGCAAACACCUCACAAAGUACAGGAAAAUUCUCUAAAGUGGUCUCCAGUUCAGGAAUGCAUGAGACUAAACUGGGAAAUGUGACGGUUCAGGUAGCGACCGGAGAUAUAACCAAGGAGACCACCGAUGUCAUUGUCAACUCUUCAAAUGAUAACUUCACUCUAAAGACAGGAGUAUCCAAAGCAAUUCUGGAUGCAGCUGGUGUUGCUGUUGUAGAGGAAUGCCAGUACCUUGGUUCCCAGCCCCAUUCAGGCAUAAUAAUGACUGUACCAGGAAACCUUAAAUGCAGCAAGAUUCUCCACAUGGUCGGGAAGACAAAUCCAUCAGAAAUCCACCAGGCAGUGAAGGAAGCACUCCAACUCUGUGUGAAGAACUCCUACACCUCAGUGUCGUUUCCUGCCAUUGGCACAGGCCAAGGCAAGGUAGGAGCGAAAACAGUCGCAGACUCCAUGUUGGACGCAGUCAUCGAUGUGAUGAGCCAAAACACCUCUAGCUCCCUGACUUUAAUCCGGAUUAUAAUUUUCCAGCAAAAUAUGCUUAAAGAUUUCUGUAGCAGCAUGCAAGAAAGGGAAAACUCUGGCUCAAAGGACCAAGGAUUCUGGACAAACGUUGGCCAAAAGAUAAUAUCAUUUUUUACAUCUGGAGGUCCUGAACAAAACCAGCAAGACGAGAUGUUUGAUUUUGAGACCAUCGAAGUGGAGCCUACUUUUUUUCACAUCUGUGGUGACUCACAGGCCAGCGUAGAUGCAGCCAAGAAGAAGAUAAAUGAUCUUAUAUCUGACCAACAGGACAUCAUGGAGAUAACCGACAAUGCAAUUUUAAACUUAUCUUUUGCAGACUGUCAGCACAUCAUUGACAUUCAAAAGAACAUGGGUGUGAGCAUCAAACAUCAUAUUAAUAAUGGCCAACCCUCAAUAGUCAUUGAGGGUCUCAGUAGGGAUGUGCUCCGAGCCAACAAAGACAUAGAUAUGUUGCUGAGGAAGGUGAGAGGUGAGCAGGAGCUGAAGAAGAAAUAUGAGUUGGCCGCUACAGUGGCAGAAUGGCAGUAUCAGCGUCAGGGGCUUCAGUAUCAGAGUUUUGAUCAGGUUACCAACUAUGAGCUUGAGCAUGCCUUGGAGAAGGGAAUAACCAGUUUAAAAGUUACCAUCCAGGGCUCAAACUAUACUGUUCAGAUGCCUAAAGGACCAGCUACUGACAGCCAGGGAGUCGUCCUGCAGAUCAGAAGAAUCGACAAACUAAAAGCUGAUGAUGAUGUUCCUGAGUUUUGGGAUCCCAUGCCGGCUGGCCAAACGUGUCACUCCGUCCCCAUCCAGGCAACGUCUCAAGAGUACGCCGAAGUCCUUAAUCUCUUUCAAGCCACGUGUAAACGACCCGUCACUAAGAUUGAAAGGAUCCAGAACCCUGCAAUGUGGAAAAGUCUUCAGAUAAAAAAGCUUGAGAUGGAGGUGAAAAAUAAUCAUCAGAACAACGAAAAACGUCUCUUCCAUGGCACAUGUGAGACCACUGUCCCAAUCAUUAAUGCUCAAGGCUUCAACAGAAGCUACGCGGGAAAAAACGCUACCUGUUAUGGCAGAGGUUCCUACUUUGCUGUUAAUGCCAGUUACUCUAGCAGUGACACCUACUCCAAGCCCAAUCAGAAUGGAGAGAAGUUCAUGUACCUCUGCAAAGUGCUGACAGGAGACUUCACCCUGGGUCAGCAGAACAUGAUCGCUCCACCAUCCAAGGGAGGCUCUGGUGUUUUAUUGUAUGACAGUGUUGUGGACAACAUGACCACCCCCAACAUGUUUAUAGUGUUUCAUGACACCCAGGCCUAUCCAGAGUACCUGAUUACUUUCAAGUAACAUACCAGGAAAAUGUUUAAUCGAAAUAGAACAGUUCUGAUUGCAAAGCCAAAUAUGAUUUUUUUCUCUCAAAAUUUUGUAUUCACUUGUCUUGAGUUCACUUGGUUAGUAAAUAUUUUUAUAUUUUGUAUUUUGUUCAAACCUAUUUAGUGCUUUAAAGUGAUGCCUUUAUGUGUCUCAAAUACCAAAAAAAAAAAUGCUUCUGCAAGCUGAAACUAGUAAAAUAUAACUCUGAGUCCUCUUCUUGAUACAAACAUGGGUUCUUAUAGGGAUCUGCUCUGUUAUAGAGAAUCAUUUCAUCAUAGAGGUUCAGCAUUUAACUUUUUUGCAAUAAAAAUCAUUUCUAUAUUAAAAACCUAAAACUUAAUGGGUGUUCCUAUAAAAACAACAAAACGAGAAUUGAACAAGUACAUAUUUCCACUGUAAGCUUUUAUUGCACUUAUAUGCACAAGAAAGUAAUAAAACAUUUUAUAAAAACUGUUUGAUCUUAUUAUUCUAGCAUUCAGGUAGUUGUUCAUCCUUACUGGCCUAGGAAAAUCAUUAACUUUUUGGUAAAAUAAGCCUUUUCGAAACCCCAAAAUAUUAACCAACAGG
This is a messenger RNA of Cyprinodon tularosa, 6180 nucleotides long. RefSeq names its product poly(ADP-ribose) polymerase family member 14-related sequence 1 (gene parp14rs1). The transcript is spliced from 17 exons. NCBI's taxonomy places the organism in Eukaryota, Metazoa, Chordata, Actinopteri, Cyprinodontiformes, Cyprinodontidae. The coding region runs from base 148 to 5586 and encodes 1812 amino acids. Gene Ontology annotation, molecular function: NAD+ poly-ADP-ribosyltransferase activity; transcription corepressor activity; RNA binding. Gene Ontology annotation, cellular component: cytoplasm; nucleus. The record is from RefSeq and is a predicted model, not a curated record. Gene Ontology annotation, biological process: negative regulation of gene expression.